AUGCUAUCGCAAGAAAAUGUAUUUAGACUUGCAUCAAAAUGCGAAUUUCCAACACCCGAACUUUCAGCGAGUACAUCUCUGGCGAUCUGUAGUCUUGUUGGAAUGAACUUUGUUCCAAUCAUAUCAAACAACCAAUUUUUCUUUCAUCGGCUCGAGUCGAAAAACAUUCUCACAAUCAUUUCGUAUUCAUACAAAACCGGCUUUUCCAUAACAGCAAAGGUAUGCAAUAACUCUGGGUGUUUACAACUCAAUUCAGUAACAGUGGCAAACCCUUUUUCUAAUUUCAAAGAACAAGUCAUUUCCAUCAUCAACUUCUUAUUAAGUCCAUACAUCUCUCCUCCACACCCCAAUCACUCCACAAAUAGUUCCGAAGUUAUUCAAAAAUCUUCCAAUAAUCAACAACAGCAAACACUAGAACAACAAAAAGUUGAGAAAAUUGACACUCCAAACAUAAUUAAACAUCCAGACACAACAUUAAAACCAAAUGAAAAACCACUUGUUUCAAAAUUCGAAAAUGAAAUACCUUUUAUACUUCCCAAAAUAUCGGACGACGAUGAACCCAUCAAAAAAGGACCUCAAGAGGACGUCGGUCCUUCUUCUAUUUUUACUUUUAGUGACUUGGACGAACUUCCUGUGUUACGUUCGAAAUUACCUGUCGUGACGAAAUUACCGCCACCAGAAAAGCAACAACCAAAAACUCAAAAGAAGUCUAAACAACGUGGACAAACACCACCAAGACAAGAAAGUAGUCACACCUUCACUUCUUUUCGUCAUCAAGACAUUAAACAGAUUCCAACUGCUGCAAAGAACUCCGACAAGCUCUUCCAGCAAUUUAGUUCAACAGAGCCGCACUCUGAUACAUCUGAUCAAAGCACGGCACCACCGUCUUUGGUAUCCUCUUCGCCAAUUGGAGUAUGA
Messenger RNA from Entamoeba invadens IP1, 918 nucleotides. RefSeq lists its product as hypothetical. Bases 1 to 918 code for a protein of 305 amino acids. The transcript has a single exon. Lineage: Eukaryota; Evosea; Mastigamoebida; Endamoebidae. The record is from RefSeq and is a predicted model, not a curated record.